This is a messenger RNA of Phasianus colchicus (ring-necked pheasant), 8541 nucleotides long. RefSeq names its product TAO kinase 1 (gene TAOK1). Gene Ontology annotation, molecular function: ATP binding; protein serine/threonine kinase activity. Gene Ontology annotation, biological process: protein phosphorylation; regulation of cytoskeleton organization. NCBI's taxonomy places the organism in Eukaryota, Metazoa, Chordata, Aves, Galliformes, Phasianidae. Gene Ontology annotation, cellular component: cytoplasm. The record is from RefSeq and is a predicted model, not a curated record.
GCCCUGCCAUCUUAGGAGCCGUGCCACAACGCCUUUGUGCCCGCCGCGCCCGGGCACCCGGGGGGGGCCGGACCCGACGCCCCUCCGGGGGCGCCUCCCCCCGCGGGGCCGCCGCCCCUUUGCCCCGCUCCUCCUCCUCUCCUCCUCCUCCUCCGCGGGGGGCCGAGCGGCGCUCCCAGCCCGGCUGCGGCGGAGGUAAUCCAUGCUGAAGAGGCUCCAUUCAUACAGAUGAACCAAGGGUUGAGGCAGCACUUUAUACCCAGAUAGUCGGUCGGCUCACUGCCCAGCAGGAUGCCAUCAACCAGCAGAGCGGGCAGCCUGAAGGACCCCGAAAUUGCAGAGCUCUUCUUCAAAGAAGAUCCAGAAAAGCUCUUCACAGAUCUCCGAGAGAUUGGCCAUGGAAGCUUUGGAGCAGUUUAUUUUGCACGUGAUGUGCGCACCAACGAGGUGGUGGCCAUCAAGAAGAUGUCAUACAGUGGGAAGCAGUCCAAUGAGAAAUGGCAGGAUAUUAUUAAGGAAGUCAAGUUCCUCCAAAGAAUAAAACACCCUAACAGUAUAGAAUACAAAGGCUGCUAUUUGCGGGAGCAUACGGCAUGGCUUGUUAUGGAAUAUUGUUUAGGAUCAGCAUCAGACUUACUAGAAGUUCAUAAAAAGCCAUUGCAAGAAGUGGAAAUAGCAGCAAUUACCCAUGGUGCUCUCCAGGGAUUAGCAUACUUGCAUUCUCACAAUAUGAUCCAUAGAGAUAUCAAGGCAGGAAACAUCCUGCUGACAGAGCCAGGACAGGUGAAACUUGCUGACUUUGGAUCUGCUUCCAUAGCAUCUCCUGCCAACUCAUUUGUGGGGACGCCAUAUUGGAUGGCCCCAGAAGUGAUUUUAGCCAUGGAUGAAGGGCAGUAUGACGGCAAAGUAGAUGUUUGGUCUCUUGGAAUUACCUGUAUUGAGUUAGCGGAAAGGAAGCCUCCUUUGUUUAACAUGAACGCAAUGAGUGCCUUAUAUCACAUAGCGCAGAAUGAAUCCCCUACACUACAGUCUAAUGAAUGGUCUGACUAUUUCCGAAACUUUGUAGAUUCUUGCCUCCAGAAGAUUCCUCAAGACAGGCCUACAUCAGAGGAGCUUCUCAAGCACAUGUUUGUUCUUCGGGAGCGGCCUGAAACAGUGUUAAUAGACUUGAUUCAGAGAACAAAGGAUGCAGUGAGAGAACUGGACAACCUGCAGUACCGUAAAAUGAAGAAGCUCCUCUUCCAGGAGGCACAUAAUGGCCCUGCAGUUGAAACACAGGAGGAGGAAGAGGAACAAGAUCAUGGUGUUGGCAGGACAGGAACAGUGAACAGUGUCGGAAGUAAUCAGUCCAUUCCUAGUAUGUCUAUCAGUGCCAGUAGCCAAAGCAGUAGUGUUAACAGUCUUCCAGAUGCCUCGGAUGAUAAGAGCGAGCUGGAUAUGAUGGAAGGGGACCACACGGUGAUGUCAAAUAGUUCUGUCAUUCACUUAAAGCCGGAGGAAGAAAACUACAGAGAGGAAUCGGAUCCUCGGACGAGGGCAUCAGAACCCCAGUCUCCUCCCCAAGUAUCCCGCCACAAGUCUCAUUAUCGCAAUCGAGAGCACUUUGCUACCAUACGCACAGCAUCGCUGGUGACAAGGCAAAUGCAGGAGCAUGAACAAGACUCUGAACUCCGAGAGCAGAUGUCUGGCUAUAAACGUAUGAGAAGGCAACACCAGAAGCAGCUGAUGGCAUUAGAGAAUAAACUGAAGGCAGAGAUGGAUGAGCAUCGCCUCAGGUUGGACAAAGAUCUUGAAACUCAGCGUAACAAUUUUGCUGCAGAAAUGGAAAAGCUAAUUAAAAAGCACCAAGCAGCCAUGGAAAAAGAGGCUAAAGUGAUGGCCAACGAAGAAAAGAAGUUUCAGCAGCAUAUUCAGGCCCAACAGAAAAAAGAACUGAACAGUUUCCUGGAGUCUCAGAAGAGAGAAUACAAACUCCGUAAGGAGCAGCUGAAAGAGGAGCUGAAUGAAAACCAGAGCACUCCAAAGAAGGAGAAGCAGGAGUGGCUCUCCAAGCAGAAGGAGAACAUCCAGCAUUUCCAGGCAGAGGAAGAGGCCAACUUGCUGAGGCGCCAGCGGCAGUACCUGGAGCUGGAGUGCCGCCGCUUCAAGAGGAGGAUGCUGCUGGGCCGCCACAACCUGGAGCAGGACCUGGUUCGAGAGGAGUUAAACAAAAGGCAGACCCAGAAGGACCUGGAGCACGCCAUGCUGCUGCGUCAGCACGAGUCCAUGCAGGAGCUGGAGUUCCGCCAUCUCAGCACCAUCCAGAAGAUGCGCUGUGAGCUGAUCCGGCUCCAGCACCAGACCGAGCUGACCAACCAGCUGGAGUACAACAAGCGCCGGGAGCGGGAGCUGAGGCGUAAGCACGUCAUGGAGGUGCGGCAGCAGCCCAAGAGCCUGAAGUCAAAAGAACUACAGAUAAAGAAGCAGUUUCAGGAUACAUGCAAGAUCCAAACCAGACAGUACAAAGCACUGAGAAACCAUCUGCUGGAGACCACGCCAAAGAGUGAACAUAAAGCUGUCCUCAAACGGCUCAAGGAGGAGCAGACCCGGAAGCUGGCUAUCCUGGCUGAGCAGUACGAUCACAGCAUUAAUGAAAUGCUCUCUACACAAGCUCUGCGUUUGGAUGAAGCACAGGAAGCAGAGUGCCAGGUUUUGAAGAUGCAGCUGCAGCAAGAAUUGGAGCUGCUGAAUGCAUAUCAGAGUAAAAUCAAGAUGCAGGCAGAAGCCCAGCAUGACCGGGAGCUGCGUGAUCUUGAACAGAGGGUAUCCCUCCGUCGGGCCCUCCUUGAGCAGAAGAUUGAGGAGGAGAUGCUGGCGUUGCAGAACGAGCGUACCGAACGGAUACGAAGCCUGCUGGAGCGUCAAGCUCGCGAGAUCGAAGCCUUUGACUCAGAAAGCAUGAGGCUAGGUUUUAGUAAUAUGGUUCUUUCUAAUCUCUCCCCCGAGGCGUUCAGCCACAGCUACCCGGGAGCUUCUGGCUGGUCCCACAAUCCUACUGGGGGUGCAGGACCUCACUGGGGUCAUCCCAUGGGUGGCCCACCGCAAGCUUGGGGCCAUCCAAUGCAAGGUGGACCCCAGCCAUGGGGUCACCCCUCGGGGCCCAUGCAGGGGGUACCUCGAGGUAGUGCGAUAGGGGUCCGCAACAGCCCCCAGGCUCUGAGGCGGACAGCUUCUGGGGGACGGACGGAACAGGGCAUGAGCAGGAGCACAAGUGUUACUUCACAAAUAUCCAAUGGUUCACACAUGUCUUAUACAUAACUUAAACAAUAACUGAGGGUGGCAAUUCCACUGGAGCUGUCUGCCAACAGAAACUGCCUACAGACACCAGCCCAGCAGCCUCCUCAGUGCGGUGCUGACGUGUGGAAGCUGGGUGCACAUGGAAUAUUGUAUUCAUUUUGUAAAGCAUUACGUUUUGUGUUUACUAACUGGGAUGUCAUAGUAUUUGGCUGCAGGGUUUGGGGGGGGGGGGGUGGUUUUUUGUUGUUGGAUUUUUUUUUUUGUUGUUUUUUUUGUUUGUUUGUUUGUUGGUUUUGUUUUUGUUUUACUUUUUGGAGGGGUCUCGGGAGGGCGUCUGAGAAAUAUAUGCAAUUAGUCAGAAGAGUUGGCUGGUGGUCAUCACGCUGACAGGACAGAAGGGCCUCAGGCUGCCCACGUCACACCAUCCGUAGGAAGUCUGAGGGAGAACAGAGACCUCCUCCCAUGUCCAUAAAUUUCCAACUCCCACCCUGCAAAAACCAGGCAAGCUGCCUUUUAAACCAACAUCCAGGGGAGGAACAGCUGGAUCUUCUGUUCCGUUUUUAUUUGUCAUUAAAGUGGAAACAUUUCUAGGGUAUUGCCUCUGCCAGGAGGCGUUUUCAAAGACUUGUAGGUGAGGAAGAAGGGUCAGAAGAGAGGCCAGGAGACAUCGGGGCUCAGCAGGGCCCUUCUACCCAAGUGCCGGCUCCGUGUUGUGUCAGAAGUGAAGUUCUCUCAGAAGGCACUGGUCAGCUUCCUGAGAACUCUGUAGGUAAACCUGUUUGGAGGGAACAGGCUAGAAAUGUUAGAAGUUGUAUUCCUGCUUUAGCACUCCCUGACUGUGCUGCUGGUAGCUCAGGCGAGGUUGGGCAGAGGAGUGUAAGUAAUGCACUUGUACAGCUAAUACUGUGACAUCUCAUCUUAGCUAAGCAUCAGAAUAAUUCUUGGAGCCCAGCGUAGUCCUUUUUGCUCCAUUCAGAAAUGUUAGAUUUUCAGCCAAUCAGUCUCAAAUGCCAGAGGUGUUUUGAAGGAUGCCAUAGUCACAAAAUGCCAUUGAUCGGGUUUUUCAUUGUUACACUACAUCCACCAAUUUAUUACCUUUUUGGCUUGUUGCAAUUUCCUGUUUACAUGUAGAGUGUAGCCAACUGUUGAAAUGUUUAGUUGCCACAGUGUACCAGGAGGAGCUGAGCCAAUGACUCUUCCCAGCUGAUGACUAACCCACAUCACCACUGUAGAUCUUGCUGCAUGUGAGGCUCCUUUUUAUUAUUUUUGUUGCUGCAAUACUUUACAACUCUUACAGUCCCUUGAGAUGCUGUGAUCGUUUGGCAGCAUAUCACGCCAUGCAAGAAGGCACUACUUCCAGAGGCUCGUUGGAGCUGCUGUACUACUGAAAGGAAGCAAAGGAGGUCGUGGAAUCAAUACAGUGAUAAAAGGUCAGGGAGUCUAAUGAAGCGAGGGACUUUGUGGCACAGUGUCAUCCCUUAGUGCUGGGAACUGGAGAUGCUGCCGUGCUCUUGUGUCAGUGCCCGAGCAGGCUGGGGCAGCCAGCACUGUGGGGUUAGGAGGAGUGCAGGUUUGGCUCGAGGCAAAGCUUUCUGUCUUGGGGACUGACUAGCCAGGGUUCUUUGUAAAUGUUUUUCCUUGCACACUAAUCAUCUUGAAGAAAACACUAGCUGCUAACUCUAGGAUUUGCCUUUAAUAUGUUUAUAGGGCUCAAAAGCAAGGUUUUCCGAAUGUGUUUGUCCACGUGACAUAUUUAUAUAGUAAAUACUCCAUGUCUCACUGCUGUUCAGUACUCAGCAGGGCGGCGUUCCUUCGUUAGCUAAAUUAACGUCUGCUCCCAACCCUGAACACUCCGCCUGCGUCCAGUGAAUCCCACUGGGGCUUUUAGCAUCUUGACGUAGCAUAUCACUCAGAUGGAACACCCAAACUGCCACAAGAUGUUUGGGCAGCCCCGUAGUGAGGAGCCUUGUAGUCCAAACAGUUCACAGGAGUGGUCCCAAGGCAGUGGCCGUUGCCCCCUGUGGGCAUUGGUGACUAUGAAUUGUCCUCUCCCUUCCUCUGCUGUUUACUGUGGAGUUGGAUGUUUUGGGGUCACUCUUUUGCAUUGCAAUAUUGAUUAAGAAAAAAUAGAAUGCAGCAAAACGAGUUUAGGUUUAGAAAGAAGGGAGAAGAGGGAAAAAAACAAAACCAACCAAAAAGAAUGGAGAGGCCAACUCCCCCCCCCAAAAAAAAAACUAUAUUGGCGUUUACCAUGUGAGUGUGGAGUGUGUGUCCAGAGCAUGGUGCUAACACGAGGGCGUGAAGCUCAGCUCCUCUAUCGCCAGCAGCAGCAGUGGGACAGGCUGUGCCCGCAGGUUCGUUCUUUUGCUUCUGUUAUGGUUUGAAUUUGGUCGAGUCUCUGGCUUAAAUUGAGCUACUUCCACAGAAUUCUCUCAACCCAUCUCUUUGUGUAAUGUCGAGCAUGACUGAAUGCUGAAUCCAAAUGAUGGCUAUCCCGUAUUGGCUUUUUUUUGUAUUCAAAAAGAAUUGUGUAGUAACCAUUUUUACAUGUAUAUCAUGUGCAGACCUGGACUAUUCCAACAAGUUAAUAUUUUAAUUAAAAUAGUUUGCAAAAACUGAUUCAGAUCAACUGGUCUAAAUGUGUGUGUCCCUGUGUGUGCCUGGGGGAAGGAGGCUGCCCUAAGAAGCCUGAGCUUGAAGGGAAAACAGUGUUGUGCAGCAUGGCCAGAGGGACUCAGGUUGUGCACUGGAGGUGUGUGAGAUGCAUGAACAGCUCAGAAAUCCGCUAAAGAGACGCAAACAAUUUCUGAAUCAGUUUGCAAACUCUGUUUUUAAACUUAAGAACAGUGAUUCCAGAUGGCACUUGUUGCAGCCGUGCCCUAACCUUGGCUUAUGGAAUACUGUAUGUUGUAGGAACUGCUCCAGUACCUCAGCAAAGAUGUUCUGUUACGUCUUUUACUCUUGUGUUUAACACUGGGGAAACUCUGCUGCGUGGACUGCUUUGCAGAUGUUCUUGCAGUAUUCUCCAAGCAGCAGCUUGGUACCUGAAAUCUGUUAUUUGGUGGUUGUUUUCUUUUCCCCUUUGCAAAGACCUGAAGUUCUGAUGUAGUUUAGCUCAGAGAUGGAAAACAAAACAAAAAUGCAAGCAGAGGAGCCAGCGAUUUCACCUCUUCAUCCAAUCUGAAAUUGUUUGGUUUUCUUUAAUUAAAAUCAGUGCAAGGCUCCCAGGGAGGCAGCAGCCACCUCUCCCAUCCAUAUCGUGUGCUCCGUGCUUCUUCCUGGGGUGCAGUGCUGAAGUGGCACAGCUCCAUUUUGCCUGCACCCCAUCCUCCCAGCCCGUGGGCUUCAGAGGGGUUGAAGAGAUCCGUGUGGUAUGAUAGCAGGCUUCCCACAGACGCUCCCUGCAGCCAUCCCUUGUCUGGCUCGGGGACAGGCUGGCACUGCUCUGCUCCCCAUGCAGCCCUCGUGCUUUAGAAGAGCGUGCACUGCCCGUGAGCUGUAGCCUGCACAGUGUGCACCACCAUAGGCCCUGGAACGAUGCUGUUAUGGUCCCCAGGGGCAGGGCUGGUUGCACUGCCAGCUGCCCUGCCCCGCUCACCCUCUUCAUGUGCCAUUUCUUGAGAGGCAAUAAAUUGUAUUGUACCACUGUCUACCAUUACUCCUUUCAAUACGCACAUCUCUGGAUAUAUAUAUAUAUGGUAUCUCCUUUGUAUAUAUUUCUAUACUCUGUGUGUGUGGGUGUGCAGGCACCCACGUCCCGCUGUGCAGUUCUGCCAGGGCACUUCAGUUCUGCUGUUCUGUAGCACUCUCUGCUCGUGGGCUGUGCGGGGCUCUCUGAGGACGAGGGCACGACGCGUGCUGGGGCUGGGCACAGCCAGAAGCCCUUCCUUAACAGUGCCCUGUUCAUCAUUGCUUUCGUUUUGCAGGGAGCAGGAGGGCAGGAUAGCUGCUAGCAGUGUGCUGGAAAGCUCCCGGAGGGUACUGGCAAGUCGGAAGGCUGCAGAGAAGAAAACAAGGUGAUGUAGUGGUAGGGAAGCACGGAGCUGCUGAGGGGCAGUGAGCAGCAGGUGGCCGUGUGGACUCAGCUGGGUCCCAUGGGCUCAGCUUGGUCCCAGCAGCAUCACCGUGGGCUCCAACCUUUGAUGCUCCCAAGUUAAAGCUGCCACUGGCUCCUAGCACUGCGGUUUGUGGCUAGAGCAGGUUUGUGGAGGAUGGCAAGAGAAGUGACAUUGGAUGAUUUAACGUAUGUGUGCGUGGACAUGCGCAUACGUAUAGAUACAGUUUUGGUGCAUUCCUUAUUCUGCUUUGGCACGUGUGCUUUGUUACUCAAGUCCCGUGAGCAGAGGAUGGCCUUGUUCUCCCCUGGGUGCCAUGCUGGAUGGAUGGCCGCCCUCAAGCUGUGAAGCCCUCUUGUCCUGACCUCCUCCUCGGUCCUCUGAGACCCCAACAUCUUAGUGAGACAUCAGGCAGAUGGGGUUAAAAAUGGUUCAUUUGUGCAUCGGGUCGCAGCCGUUCAUCCCGCCGUGUGUCCCCCACAGCCCCGAGGCUCGGCCAGCUUAGCAGCAUGCCAAACACGGGUCUUCAUGUGCUGCUGGAGAGUUCUGAGGCGAUUUCCCUCUGUCCCUGUUGGAAGGUCUCUUGCAGGGCUUUAGGAGAGGUCUGGGUCGGGCUGUGCCAUCCUUGCCCAUGGGCAGCACACGCGGGGCCGCCGUGGCCGCGUCGCUCUGCUGUGGUUGUGUCAGUUUGCACUUUUAUGAGGCCGUUGUGCCGGGCUCUGGUGUGAGAUGUGCGCGUUGUGGGGAGCUGAUGACGGCCGAAAGAAAAAAAAGCCAGUGGAGCCAGUGGUUGUGGCGAAUGUCACCCUGCUGCAGCAAGGUGGCCCCAAUCCCAUUGCACAACGGCUGUGCGACGGGGAGGAAGGCCUUGUCAGCUGGAGAGGGACUUAGCAAAGCAGAUUUGCGGCCAACAAGCACCUUAACCACUGAGCUGCGGGGCUCUGACCAUUGCACUUCACCUGCAGGCUCCUCGGGGCGGGGGACGGCCCUUUGCUUUGGGACCAUCGUGCUGCAGCUCUGCGGUGCCCUCGGAGCGCUGUGUCCCAGCACGGCCCCGUCCCUCCCUGCUUCCUUCCCUCGAGUGCACGCACUGAGCCCGGCCCCGCUCCCCACCCCUGAGUACGGGUACCUCAGAACAUGCACAGUUUGAAUUUUCACUGACAAUUAGUUGAAUUGAUUGUGAGUGAAAAAAAAAGAAAAAAAAAAAAAA